AUGGGUGAUCCAAAUUUUGCGCAUGUUGUGAUUGACGGUUCCGUUCUUGAGGGCGUACGAACUGUACAAUUGUUUAUUAAUUUUCAUUAAGGGUGGUCAAAUUUUGAGAAAUGCUGUUAGCCUAUCAGUUCUUGCUAAGAAGGCAGUGACGAUCGAAAAAAUAAGGGCCGGACGACCAAAACCGGGAUUAAGGUAAUUCAAUAUCUGCCAAAAAUUAUUGUUAGUCCCCAGCACCUGACGGGUCUGGAGUUAGCAGCUCUUGUGUCAGACGCACAACUCCAAGGCUGUAUUUCUGGUUCACAGCAAAUUACAUUUAAGCCGAAAUGUAUUAAGACGGGAGAGUUCGAGGGUGACACAAAAACCGCAGGGUAAUUUUGUUAUAAAUGCUUAUGCGACUAGCUCCGUUGCAUUACUGGCCCAGAUUACCGUGCCAAUACUUGCCUUUGGACAGCACGCGAGCACCCUUAUUCUUAAGGGUGGAACUGAUGCCAGCUUUGCCCCUCCGAUAGAUUAUCUGAGUGAGGUAUGUUCUUAUUCCCAUCCAGUUUAUAAGGAAGGUAACUGCACAUUACUAUCGGAAGAUGGGCCUGCACUUUGACAUCGAGGUCCUUGAACGGUACCCAUCCCUUCGCUUCCUUAUGUAUUAGUGGCUACUACCCCCGGGGUGGUGGAAAAGUCAAAGUUGUUGUACAACCUGUGGCUCCGAAGCUCACUCCAAUCACCUUACACGAAAUUGGAAGCAUAUCAAAAGUAUUUGGUUCUGCUUUCGUUGCUGGGAAGGUCCCAAUUAAAGUGAGUAAACGACCUGGAUUUAGGAUCGUAAUUUCGAUAUUUCAUCUCGAUGCCAAUCGCUGUAUCGUCUUCAUCUCUAUCCUCUGUCCCUACGUAGGUUGCGGAAGAGAUGUCCGCGGUCGCCAGGCGAUUAUUUCGAAACCACCUUCCCGAAUGCCCGAUUAAUAUAAGCGCAUUCCGUGCCCCGGACAACCGCUUUCACGGUAGCGUAGCAACGUUCUUGUGAGCAUUUCGCUAGUUUUUUUUUAAAAAAACACUCACUCAUUACUUUUGGACGGUUACCAUACUGGAUAUGCUCUCUUCUUUUCCAUCAUGCACCUGAGCCGCGCAUUAUCAUCACAAACCAAUUAUGAACAAACAGUUGAGAGCGAUGGUCAACCAUUAUAAUUUUUCUGGCCAACACUAUCAACCAUUUCUCAAUUCGCGCUUAGGUUCGUGCUCGAGACUUCAACCGGUUGUCGUCUAGCUGCAUCUAGACUCAGUCAGCCCCGCGGGCCUUCUGCGGAGGACCUGGUCACAGAUGCGAUUGAAGAGCUUAUGAACAGCGUCCGGGCUGGGUCUUGCUGCGACGAGAACAUGCAGGAUAUGCUAGUCUUGCCUAUGGCUCUGGCUGACGGAAAAUCAAGCCUCCGCACUACCGCCCUCACCCUGCACACUCAGUCGGCCAUCUACGUGGCGGAGAAACUCCUGCCGGUGGGUUUUCUGCUUUUAUAUGUCUUCAUGUUUUCUUCCACUCGCUCUUAUGCGCAGGUUUCCCUCUAUUUCACGCGUCUGACGCAUUUUUGUGCUGUAUAAAAUGCGCAGACCGCCGAAAGUGCGUUUUGAAUCUUGAGUACUGCUAGCUUUCUACAAUGUAAUUUUACGAAAAAUUUCUUUCACGUGCGAAUUUCCCGAGGAUUGUCACAAGCGCUGAAGGAUGAAAGGAUCCCGUCUUGACACUAGAUAGUUUCUUCAAAUAGACUGUACAGCUCUCGAGCGUCCCCCGUGGGUGCUCAGCGGGUAACCUCAGGCAUAUGCUGUAAUAUAAAAUUUGCCACAAUCGCACUUAGUGGAUGCUGCCUGCCUUCAGAGUGCAGCGUCCUCCCAUGCAGACGCCCCCACUACUACAGGGGUAAGACGUCCCAUGUUACGAGGUUCUUGGAGCAUAGAUUGCAGUCCAUAAGAACGGCCCUACCUCAGCCGUCAAUGUUGAAAAAACAAGUUGGCCGAUAAGCCGCUUGGCCAUCCGGAAGGCCAAUCUAAAUGACAGAGCAGUGGCUUGUGCCAGCUUCUAAAAACAUCGACCACUUUCAAGCUUUGGUCGAAAUAGCCAUACCUACUGAAUGAUUUGAUAAAGACGGUCUUUACCGAAUUCCCUUAGGUCAAAUUCGUCGUGGAGGAGCAGGCCAACGGGACGGUCCUUCUGUCUUGUGAAGGCGUCGGCUUGAGUGGAUCCUCGCUCUAA
Spirometra erinaceieuropaei is the source of this 2236-nucleotide messenger RNA. NCBI's taxonomy places the organism in Eukaryota, Metazoa, Platyhelminthes, Cestoda, Diphyllobothriidea, Diphyllobothriidae. The record is from the annotation of a GenBank genome assembly.